AUGGACUCUCUCUUAGUACAAUGGUUUCCGACAUUUGCUACUAUCGUUUCUGUAGUGGUAGUCAUAUUCUUAGGUCAAUCUCGAUCGAAAACUUGGUUCCGAACGAAUUGGGGCUGGAACUUUGGCAGCAACGUUUUCCCUAGCAAGUCAAUUGAGAUAAAAGUCGAGAGAACCCAUCGAAAGUGGGAAGUCCACAAUAAAGUCAGCGACGAUGAGAAGCUGGAGGAACUCAAAACGCUCAAGCAAUUAUACUAUCAGUUGCAUAAUCUUGAGAAGUUCCCCGAAGUCCUUCCCCAGGCUAAGAGACUCUUGAUCUCCCUACUAGAGGAGACAAGUAGAGUGGGUCAGACACUACCUCUACAUGACACUAUUUUGUCAGUCCAGUCAUUCUCUCGAGAUGGUCUAGAGGAGUUUCAACAAAGGCAAAAUCAUGGUAUUUGCAAGGAAUGGGAGCAGUAUAACCUUCGAAGGAAAGAGGGGUCCCCACGAGAGUUGAUUGGGGACAGGGAAGAAGCAAUUUGGUGGUUGAAACAACUUUCUCCCGUCAAGUAUGUUGAUGGUGCUUGGCUGGGUCACAUUGGCAAGGUGACCACACCAUUUGCCCUCUGGAAGACGAUGAAAGAUGCAUGGCAGAUCUUGUCUGAGGAGUUGGGAGAUGGAGAUUUGAGAAAAAAUCAUGUUCACUUGUACCACAAGCUACUCGAAAGCACCGCUCCGGACUUGCCUACUGCGGAAUCUCUCGACUUUGGUCACCCACGGCAUCAGCUCAACGAGCUUUCUGUAUGGAAAUCCGCAAUCGCUCAACUACUCAUUUCCCUUUUCCCGCAUGAGUUUCUACCAGAGAUUCUCGGAUUCAACCUUCAUUUCGAAGCUGCUUCAAUGGACACGCUAAAGGCUGGAAUGGAAUUGAAAGAAGUUGGGAUAGACCCGUAUUACUUCCUCCUCCACAUAUCGAUAGACAACACCCAUUCCGGCCACAGUGCAAUUGCGAUAGAGGUGGUUUGCGAAUACAUGAGCCACAUACUCAAAAGUGAAGGGAAAGAGGCUGCACAAAAGGCAUGGGGGAAACUUCAGGCAGGAUAUCUCCUCUCAUCCUGCUUGCCAGGAACAGUUAUCUGCCCAUCCAGGAAAAUAUUGAACAAUCGAUCCAAUAUCCAUCUGGAUCCAACUGAAGUGAAGGUGAUUAAUAUCUUCAGGGCUAAGGCACAGGUCGCCCAUGGAUUUCACUGCAGUAGUAGGGUCAAAAUCGGGUCCCGGAGCGUCGCCGACUGGCUUGACCCAGUCGCACUAGAGUCCAAAGAGUGGCAGAAGGGACUUCUCGAUGCGAUGAGCUCUAGCAAAUACUGGAUUUGCAAGGGAGAUAGUAGCAAAAGUCGAUUUAUCCAAGAAUUGCAAUGGAACGGAAGAAUGUUCGGCUCUUUCACCCAGGAUGAAUACGAUGUCUUGAGGGGAUGGAUUGAUAACCUUUCCAACAAAUCCCCAAUCCUACAGACUCCCGAUACCCCAAUGCAUAAUUCCAACGACGACAACCACGAUGACGAUAACGAGGACAUUCUUUCUGGGUACCCUGUAUUUCACCCAUCAUAUAGUGGUAGGGGUUCGGGGGUACCUAAAUCUUUCCAACCAGCCACAGCCCUGUUCACAUUUCAAACACUCCCAACUUUGGAUAUUGGAAGCCGCCCAGUUAUCGAGAGGUUACUACCGCUCUGGCUUUCCCACCCUUGCCUUCUUCAAACGUUCGUGUCGGUUCCAUUUAGGACCAAAAACAUGUUUGUCUGCACAAUCAUCAAGAUUCUGCGUGCACAGGGAGGCUUCGACAUUGAGAGGGAAUGUCCUGCAGGAAUGAGUGAAGUCCAACGUACCAAUAGUCUCGGCCUUGGGGGAAUUGGUAUGAAUAUGAUAGUGCAACAUGGCCUCUCCCUGACUGCGCUACCAUCACUCAAGGCGGUUCUCGAGAUUUUUCCUUCGGAAUUUGCGGUCCAUAUGUUACACUUUUCGAUGCGGCCGAUGGAGUACAAGGCUAUGCUUAUUGGAAUGGCAACUGCGUUUGCGAAGAUGCAUUUCGUACUAUCAAGGUCACAGUUUCCCCUGUUGUCUGCCCAAGAUCAGGACAUUUUGCAGAAGAUAGCUGAGCGAGAGCUAGAAGGGUUGGAACUUUGUUGGGAAGAACUAAAACCAGAUGGCAAAGCGUAUGCCGACUGCUGUGAGGGCUAUCUCACGGCCGCAGAUGAGGUCAAGGGGUGUUUUCAACUAUGA
This is a messenger RNA of Venustampulla echinocandica, 2256 nucleotides long. RefSeq lists its product as uncharacterized. Lineage: Eukaryota; Fungi; Ascomycota; Leotiomycetes; Helotiales; Pleuroascaceae. The record is from RefSeq and is a predicted model, not a curated record. The transcript has a single exon. Bases 1 to 2256 code for a protein of 751 amino acids.